Messenger RNA from Adineta ricciae, 957 nucleotides. The record is from the annotation of a GenBank genome assembly. NCBI's taxonomy places the organism in Eukaryota, Metazoa, Rotifera, Eurotatoria, Adinetida, Adinetidae.
AUGCCAACCAAAAUUCCUCGUGAAGAAGAACAACGCCAAUUGAAACAAUUGGAACUCGAAAUCAAAUAUCAUGAAGGUUUAGAAUGUACGAAAGAAAACAAUCAUUAUCAUCAUUCAGUACCAAUGACAACAACGAAGAAGAUUACCGCACCGAACGAUAUCAAAAUUCCCAAAAAACGUGGCCCGAAAAAGAAACAAAUGACACCGGCACGUGUUGCACGGUUCAAAGUUCGACGAAUCAAGGCCAAUGGUCGCGAACGUGAACGUAUGAAAGGUCUCAACGAACAACUCGAAAUCUUACGCGACACUAUACCCUGCUUUUCACUCUCACAAAAGUUAUCCAAAAUCGAAACGUUACGUUUAGCCAAAAACUACAUCGAAGCGUUAGGUGAAAUGAUUCAAAAUGAUCGUAUACCUGAUAAUACACAUUUUGCUCAAUUAUUAUGCAAAGGUUUAUCGCCGAACACAAUGAAUCUUGUUGCAGCAACACUCUGUUUAAAUCCUCGAAUUUUACAACAACAACAACAGCAGCAACAAGGUCAUUCGUUUUCAGCAAAUAUGAUUACCAUGGAUGAAACGUACAUGUUAUCAUCAGUGCAUCCACGAGUUCGAAAUCCAUUGGAAUUCAUCAAUUUGAAAAAAGCCGGCCACCAUGAGCCAAAGACGAAAAAUCUCAAUAAUUUAACGAGUGAAAGCGAAGAUGAUGGAAUGCUAUGCAGUUCAAGUAGUUUUGAUCAAACGUCAUCCUACGGUAACGAAGCAACGACUAGUAGCAUCGAAGAAGUUAGUCCAACAAGACAUAUGAUCGUUCCCGAACCUUCACACACAUAUUCGAAUGAAUUCUAUCCUGAUGAACAUCAACAAUUUCUACUGAAUAAUCAACAAUUCUACCCACCACCGACAAUCAUGUCUCAACAUCACCCUCAUCAUAAUUUUUAUUAUCCAACACAUUUUUAA